Messenger RNA from Zophobas morio, 1485 nucleotides. Its product is annotated as pickpocket protein 28-like. The transcript has 9 exons. NCBI's taxonomy places the organism in Eukaryota, Metazoa, Arthropoda, Insecta, Coleoptera, Tenebrionidae. The record is from RefSeq and is a predicted model, not a curated record. Gene Ontology annotation, cellular component: plasma membrane. Bases 1 to 1485 code for a protein of 494 amino acids. Gene Ontology annotation, molecular function: ligand-gated sodium channel activity. Gene Ontology annotation, biological process: sodium ion transmembrane transport.
AUGAAUUUAGUGCGCAAGUGUUUCCACAGAAUGACUGUUUACGAAAUUAAUGAAAGAGAAACUAAAGAAAUCGCUAAAUCAUGUACAAAGAAUGAAGAAGGAUUCUGGCACAAUCUGAGAAAGUAUUUAAGAGAAUAUGCUGAAGUAACAGGCCUUCACGGAUUCCGGUAUGUUGCCGAAAAACGUUCAACACCUGAAAAGAUUGUUUGGGGUUUGCUUUUGAUGAUUUCAUUAGGUGGCUGUGUCUAUAUGAUUAACGAUGUAGUGUAUAAAUAUGAGAAUAGUCCGGUGGUUGUUAGUUUUGCAACUGAAGAUACACCACUGUAUCAAAUCCCGUUCCCUGCAGUUACUAUCUGUCCAGAAGGAAAAUAUAGUAAACAGGCGUUCAACUAUAGCGAUCUCUAUUAUCGGAUAGACGAUGGCAAAGAAGUGGACAAAACAAAUUUAACGAUGUUUCACCAUCUAAGUCUUGUGUGUGAAGAUCAUUUUAACAUAUUUGAAAAUGAAACCCUGGACAACCAAUUCUUUAAAACCAUAAGUGAAACUAAAAUUGACCCAACGGAUAUGUUUGCGACAUGUUUCUACAACGACGAAUUUUACUGUGAGAAAUUAUUUACGCCUGUUAUUAUAGAUGAGGGAUUAUGUUAUUCGUUUAAUAUUUUUGGGCGAGAGGACAUAUUUAAGGACCACGUGUAUAAUUAUGAUCAAUAUUAUCACGUUCCCCACAAAAUUGCAGAUUAUUUUGAUAUGGAAACCGGAUACAAAGAAAAUGCCGGCGUCGUUGCGUAUCCCAGAAGAGCGUUAAUGUCUGGGGUUGAUAAUGGAUUUACGGUAUUUUUUAGUUUUGACGAAGGAUUGGACGAUCCUCUAUGUACUGGUCCUCUUCAUGGAUUUCGGGUUUUAAUUCAUAGCCCUUGGGAUGUACCUCUCCUUAGAAAACAUUACUUUCGUAUGCCUUCCAAUAAAGUUGUUGCAGCUGCAAUGGAAGCUGAAAUUGUUCACACAUCUAAAGAUCUCAGAAAAUUUGGGCCUAACAAAAGAAAGUGCUACAUGCAUGAUGAACGCCCUCUGAAACAUUUUAAAAUGUACACACAAUCUAACUGUUUACUUGAAUGUCGAACUAAUCAUACCUUGAAAAAAUGUGGCUGUGUUGAAUAUUUCAUGCCGAGGGAUAAUGCAACUGCCAUUUGUGGUUACCCUCUUCACAAGUGUGAUAUUGAAAGUACCUUAUUCAGUAGACAUACGGAAUAUAACAAAGAUGUAUCGAACAUUUGUGAUUGUAAACCUGACUGUUCAAAUUUGAAAUUUACCAUAGAAACUUCUCAAGAUAAUUAUUAUGAGAAAGAGUUUCUGAAAUCAUUGAAAUACGCGGAUACUGAAAGUAACAGAGUGGUGCUAGGUAUGAGAUUAAUGGUGCUAGCUGGUGCUAGGUCUAAACUAUCUCGGACUAACUUUUCACGAGAAUUAACUAAUGUCGGGGGCUAG